This is a messenger RNA of Capsella rubella, 1093 nucleotides long. RefSeq names its product protein-lysine N-methyltransferase EFM3. Gene Ontology annotation, biological process: protein methylation. Bases 133 to 876 code for a protein of 247 amino acids. The record is from RefSeq and is a predicted model, not a curated record. Gene Ontology annotation, cellular component: nucleus. The transcript has 9 exons. Gene Ontology annotation, molecular function: protein methyltransferase activity. NCBI's taxonomy places the organism in Eukaryota, Viridiplantae, Streptophyta, Magnoliopsida, Brassicales, Brassicaceae.
AAAAAAACGGUUUGGUCUGCUCUCUAACUCUCCAAUCACUUUUUCCCGGAACCGCCGCACGAAGCUGUAGUCAGUCGAGGUCAUCAGACGCCAUUGUUGCCGCACCUCUCUGACAAAUUUCUGCAAUCAAAGAUGGGCAGCGAAACAGAGAAGCACAAACAAGCAAAUAAAGAAGAGGAAGAAGAAAUAGUCUGCUUGGAGUCAUUCUUCAUUAACGAUGAUUACCAGUUGACGAAGUUUACAUUUGGGUCACAUGUUCUUGAGCUCUACUGUCUUCAAUCAGCUUCAACUGAUUUUGAUUUAACAGGGCAGCUGGUUUGGCCUGGUGCGAUGCUUAUGAAUGGUUAUCUCUCGGGAAAUGCUGAGAUUCUCCAAGGAUGUUCAAUUUUGGAGCUGGGAUCUGGUGUUGGUAUAACUGGUGUUCUCUGUAGCAAAUUUUGCCGUAAAGUUAUUUUUACUGACCAUAACGAUGAAGUGCUCAAGAUACUGAAGAAAAACAUCGAGCUGCAUGGACAUUCGUGCGGUCCUAACCCCUCAGCUGAACUAGAGGCUGCAAAGCUAGAAUGGGGAAAUAGUGAUCAUCUAGGUGAAAUUUUACAGAAACACAAUGAUGGCUUUGAUCUUAUCCUCGGAGCUGAUAUCUGCUUUCAGCAAUCAAGUGUGCCAUUGCUAUUUGACAGUGUUGAGCAGCUUCUGCGUAUCAGGGGACGCGGAAACUGCAAGUUCAUACUAGCAUACGUAUCACGGGCUAAACAGAUGGAUUCUGCAAUCUUGAGGGAAGGCGCUCGGCACGGGAUGCUGAUGAAUGAAGUUUCCGGGACUCGGUGUACCGUAGCAAACUUGGAAGGGGUCAUAUAUGAGAUUACUCUUCAAUAGAAGAAGAAAGGAAUUGGGUUGUUGGGAGUAAUUUAUUUUUCCCUUAAUGCUUGAAAAUUUUGUACCAUUGUUAUUUUAUGUUCUUUAGAUGCAUACAUUGUGGUUGCUUUGAAGUAUAACCACAGUUGUUAGCUGAGAAACUGUUGCAACUAACAUAUUUCCUUCAUGAUAGUUGCCAUGUCCAAUUUCUUAAUUUCACCUACUUAUCAGUUUUCAA